Molecule: messenger RNA, 2521 nt
Organism: Notechis scutatus (mainland tiger snake)
Lineage: Eukaryota; Metazoa; Chordata; Lepidosauria; Squamata; Elapidae
Gene: ATAD3A
Product: ATPase family AAA domain containing 3A
Biological process (GO): mitochondrion organization
Cellular component (GO): mitochondrion
Molecular function (GO): zinc ion binding; ATP hydrolysis activity; ATP binding
Source: RefSeq, a predicted model, not a curated record
GUCCACGUGUGUGUUGGAGGGGGAUUCGCUGCUUGCCGGUUGGCGGGAGGAGAUCAUGUCGUGGCUCUUCGGGCUGAACCGCGGCGGCGGGGCGGGCGGCGGCGGCGGGGACGCGGGUCCUGGAACCGGGCUACCCCCGCUGCCUCCUCCGCCCGGCGGGGGAUCGAAAGAAGGGACGGGCGAGGGGAGCCGCCCCAAGGACAAAUGGAGCAACUUCGAUCCCACCGGCCUGGAGCGCGCUGCCAAGGCCGCCCGGGAGCUCGACUCUUCCCGACAUGCCAAAGAGGCCCUAGGCUUAGCUCAGCUACAGGAACAGACACUACAGCUGGAGCAGCAGUCCAAAUUAAAGGAAUACGAAGCUGCCGUAGAACAACUGAAGAACGAACAAGUCCGGAUACAAGCAGAAGAGAGGAGGAAAACCCUUAAUGAAGAGACGAGGCAACAACAAGCGAGAGCCCAAUACCAGGACAAAUUAGCUCGACAACGUUACGAGGACCAGUUACGACAACAGCAACUCCUUAACGAAGAUAAUUUAAGGAAGCAAGAAGAAUCGGUUCAGAAGCAGGAAGCCAUGAGGAGAGCGACGGUGGAGCGGGAGAUGGAACUGCGGCACAAGAACGAAAUGCUGCGGAUCGAGGCGGAAGCCCAGGCUCGCGCCAGGGCGGAGAGGGAGAACGCGGAUCUCAUCCGGGAACAAAUUCGGCUAAAAGCCGCCGAACACCGUCAGACUGUCUUGGAUUCCCUCAAGACAGCUGGGACGCUUUUUGGAGAAGGUUUCCGUGCCUUUGUUUCUGACUGGGAUAAAGUAACAGCCACGGUGGCGGGAUUGACUCUGCUGGCCGUUGGCAUCUACAGUGCCAAAAACGCCACCGCUGUGGCCGGGCGGUAUAUCGAAGCUCGUCUGGGCAAGCCCUCAUUAGUGCGGGAAACCUCCCGUAUCACUGUGCUCGAAGCGCUCAAGCAUCCCAUCCAGGUUGGGAAGCGGCUGGCCAGCAAGGCCCAAGACGCUCUGGAAGGAGUCGUUCUCAAUCCGAAGCUGGAGGAGCGGGUGCGAGACAUAGCCAUCGCGACCCGGAACACAAGGAAUAACCGAAGCCUCUACCGGAAUAUCCUCAUGUAUGGACCUCCAGGAACGGGGAAAACCCUUUUUGCCAAGAAAUUAGCCAUGCAUUCUGGCAUGGAUUACGCCAUCAUGACAGGUGGCGAUGUCGCCCCUAUGGGGCGCGAAGGUGUGACUGCCAUGCACAAGGUUUUUGACUGGGCCAACACAAGCCGGAGAGGCCUCUUGCUGUUUGUGGAUGAAGCCGAUGCAUUUCUGCGUAAAAGAGCAACGGAAAAAAUCAGCGAGGACUUACGAGCAACACUCAAUGCUUUCCUUCAUAGGACGGGACAACACAGCAACAAGUUCAUGCUGGUCUUAGCAAGCAAUCAGCCGGAGCAGUUUGAUUGGGCCAUCAACGACCGGAUUGAUGAGAUGGUCCACUUUCAGCUGCCGGGUUUAGAAGAGAGGGAGAGAUUGGUCCGAAUGUAUUUCGACAAGCACAUCCUCCAGCCAGCCACCGAGGGCAAACAGCGCUUAAAACUGGCCCAGUUUGAUUACGGGGAAAAGUGCUCGGAAAUUGCCAAGCUGACAGAAGGCAUGUCUGGACGAGAGAUCUCGCAGCUCGCGGUGGCUUGGCAGGCCGCCGCCUACGCCUCGGAGGAAGGUGUCCUGACGGAAGCCAUGAUUGAUAACCGAGUAGCAGACGCGGUUCAGCAGCACCAGCAGAAGAUGGAGUGGCUGAAGGCAGAAGGCAUGGAAGCAGGCAAGAACCAGCCACUACCGCUUCCGCUGGGGAAGACUGCAUGAAGGCCCUCAGAAAUGGGGCCAAGAGAGAUCCCAGACCUUUGGGUGGGAUUCAGAGAUGAGGGGAAGGCUUUGUGCCAUUGGAAUCAUGCGCAGGACAGAAUCGAAAAGCCCCGCAUCUUGAAGGAGGCUGGGGGGGGGGUUCUUGAUCCCACCCCCUGUUUAAAAGUGGACCCCUGGAAUAAUUAUGGGCAAAUGGGUCUGUAUCACGCAAAACAAUGUAUUAAAAAGAGAAAUCCUUCGCCAAAGGACAGCAGCCUUAACAUUUUGCACCCUGGUUUCAUUGGUUUGCAGAUGCUAGUUGGCUUCUGCUUUUAGAAAACCAAAGGGGACCAUUUCAUUCAGCAGAGGUCCCUGCAGUGAAGGCCUAUCCAUCUCCCUUGGCAUGGUGUGAAAUCAGAAUUCGUGUGUGUGUGAGAGAGAGAGAGAGGGAGAGGGAGAAGGCAGACCCAGCAAUUAAAAAAAUGAAAAGCCAAAUGAAAUAACGGGUAAUUAGCCAUUGGUUAGCACCUUAUCGAUAUUUUUAACCUGCUCAUACCCACUUAUGUUUUUUAAGCCACGCAGGAGUCACUCGGCAGGGAUAAGGGCGGCAUAUCAAUUUCAUAAAUAAAUAAAACCUUUUUGCCACUUGCCAGAGAGACCUCUAGGAAAGGUUAGGUUGGAAAAGAUGUCUUA